AUGAAAGUAGGCAACAGUUAUGAAGUUAAUGAGCUUUCAUUGCAGUUUAACCACUAUUUACCAAACACCAGAUACUGGAUUAGACCCAAAGUCUUAACAAUUGGCUUCCUUGAAAAAGUCAUUCAAUAUAGGUUUUGCUAUGGAAAUAAAAAGGAAAACACCGCAGCCCCGCAGCCCCCACGUCCUCCCUGCCCCGCGGCCGGAGCCCUGAGCUCCCGAGGGCCGGGGCGGCAGAGUUCGGUGGAGCUGCAGGAGACGUUGAGGCCCCCGGAGAGACUUUUGCGCAACGGAAAAUUCAUUUGCAAAUUGACCGACGAAGGUAAAAAGAGCUCAGACACCGCUGCCAAACUGAAAGCUGCCAUUGCAGAACGUGAAGAGAAAAGAGCAAAUAGUGACCGCUACCCUGUUAGUGUAGACUUUGAGCUAAGGCAAAAGGCAAUUGCAGGAGUUGAUGUUGACAUAGAGAAGACCCCGAAUUCUGACCAGAUGCUUGAUGUUUCGUCACUAGUUCCUGGCUGUUCCCCUGUAGAUAAAAUCAAGUCAUCCAAAACAACUCCAGAAAAGCAGCGACUGGUGCAUCCUACUCACAAAGACAAUGAACAGACUCCGGAGGCUGAGUCCACAGGGAACCAGCACCCAGCUUCCAACAGCAGGGCCCGGACGCUUUGCCCAACUGAGGCUGGGAGAGUGUCCCGCAGCAUUGUUUCAGGUCACUCAGAUGAUAUUUCCAGCGGCUUGGACAACCUGUUUAUUGACAGUUUGCAAAGGAUCACGAUUGCAGACCCAGGUGAACACCACUCAGGAGCAAGCACAGGUACCUUGAGCCUCUGCAUUGGGCCUCCUAAGAGGCCUCAUUACAUGAACGUGCUGGAAACGAGAGCCAAAAACCCAGUGCCCCCACCACAAAAGUUUAAAACCAAUGUGUUACCAUCACAGGACAGUGGUUCACCUGGUCACUGCACAGCGGAAAGGCGGUGCAGGGACAAACAGCAUCUCGAUGACAUCACGGCAGAAAGCCCUUGCGCUUGCUUGCAUGGCAGGCGGCAGAACCACUGAAGUAAAUC
Fukomys damarensis (Damara mole-rat) is the source of this 1064-nucleotide messenger RNA. Its product is annotated as DNA-directed RNA polymerase II subunit GRINL1A-like. Gene Ontology annotation, cellular component: RNA polymerase II, holoenzyme; nuclear envelope; nucleus. Gene Ontology annotation, molecular function: transcription elongation factor activity. The record is from RefSeq and is a predicted model, not a curated record. Gene Ontology annotation, biological process: intracellular signal transduction; maintenance of ER location; transcription elongation by RNA polymerase II. NCBI's taxonomy places the organism in Eukaryota, Metazoa, Chordata, Mammalia, Rodentia, Bathyergidae.